Messenger RNA from Pimephales promelas (fathead minnow), 3226 nucleotides. The record is from RefSeq and is a predicted model, not a curated record. Lineage: Eukaryota; Metazoa; Chordata; Actinopteri; Cypriniformes; Leuciscidae.
UGUAAAUGAAAUGGUCACAGAAAAUAACUUAUCUGUUGGAGGAGGAGCUGUAACUGUAUAUAAUGAAGAGGAGGAGCUGUAACUGUAUAUAAUGAUGAGGAGGAGCUGUAACUAUAUAUAAUGAAGAGGAGGAGCUGUAACUAUAUAUAAUGACGAGGAGGAGCUGUAACUAUAUAUAAUGAAAGAGGGGGAGGAGCUGUAACUGUAUAUAAUGAAGAGGAGGAGCUGUAACUAUAUAUAAUGAGGAGGGGGAGCUGUAACUAUAUAAUGAAGAGGAGGAGCUGUAACUAUAUAAUGAAGAGGAGGAGCUGUAACUGUAUAUAAUGAAGAGGAGGAGCUGUAACUAUAUAUAAUGAUGAGGAGGAGCUGUAACUAUAUAUAAUAAGAGGAGGAGCUGUAACUGUAUAUAAUGAAGAGGAGGAGCUGUAACUCUAUAUAAUGAAGAUGAGGAGCUGUAACUAUAUAAUGAAGAGGAGGAUCUGUAACUUUAUAUAAUGAAGAGUUGGAGCUGUAACUAUAUAAUGAAGAGGAGGAGCUGUAACUAUAUAAUGAAGAGGAGGAGCUGUAACUACAUAAUGAAGAGGAGGAGCUGUAACUAUAUAAUGAAGAGGAGGAGCUGUAACUAUAUAAUGAAGAGGAGGAGCUGAUGAUGUUUAAAGGAGGAGCUGUAACUGUAUAUAAUAAAGAGGAAGACAGACAGAAACGGACAGAAGCAGAAAUGUCUGAUCAGUGUGAUCUGUGUCUGCUGGGACUGAUCAUUCUCUCUUCACUUCUCACAGGCACCAGUGGAGUGGAUCGUGUGUUCAUCAGUUCUGGUGUAGAUGUCCGUCUGUCCUGUAAUAAUGCUCUUUCUGACUGCAAAUCAACUACAUGGAUCUACUCUAACAUAUUCAGACGUCCACAGAUAGUUGAACUGAUUGAGUUAGGGAUAAAGAAUGAAGACACAGAGAGACAUGAGAGACUGAGUCUGGAGUCUGACUGCUCUCUGAACAUCAAGAACGCCACAGGAGAAGAUUAUGGAUUAUACACCUGCCAACAAUAUGUGAGCAGACGACAACACCAACCAGAAACUGAAGCACAUGUUUAUCUGCAUGUUCUUCAUGUUUCAGUGUCAUCAUCAUCAUCAUCAUCAUCAUCUUCAUCCUCACAGACUGAGAUCAGUCCAGGCCGCUCUGUGACUCUCUCCUGUCAGUUGUAUUUAUAUUCUGGAUUCUCCUGUAAUUAUUGGGUUCGUUCUGAGGGAUUUGAGCUGUUGUGGGUGAAUCAGGCUGGUGUUGAUCUGAAGACAGACUCCAGAUAUCAGAUAUCAUCAUCAUCAUCAUCAUCAUCAUAUCGCUGUAUCAUCACUCUGACUACAACACUCCUGAAUGAAGAUAACAACAGAGAGUGGAGAUGUCAGCUUACUCUCAGAAAUCAACUCCAGACGUCAGUCACAUACACUGUUAAGUAUUCAGGUGAUGUGUGUGAACAUUCAUCUUCUGCAGCUCCAGUCUCUUCAACAACACUGACUCCAGUCAGCAGAUCAAACUCUGAGAAGACAUCAAGCAGAACUACAGCAACAGCUCCUACACAAGUUGCAACUACAACUACAUCAACUACAGUAACAACACGUCCCACAGCAAACUCUCCGAAUCCAGUUGUAACUACAACUACAUCAACUACAGUAAUAGCACAUCCCACAGCAAAAUCUCUGAAUCCAGGGCUUGUGGCUGUGAUUGUGAUUGUUGCCGCUUCAUUCGCUCUGGGUCUUAUUCUCUGGGUGAUUCGUAAGAAAAGAGCAGUUAACAGAAGAGGGACUGCCCAGCAAGCAAUAGCCCUCAUUUCACCAUCUAGGUUAAAUAUAGACCCGAUAUAGUCCGGCUAUGUGUAACCCACUUCUAGCCAAAAUAACAUUGAAUCAUGGCUAAAUGUAAUUUUUUUCCAAAAUAGCUUGCAAAAUGUAUUUAUUCCAUCAUGUAAGCAAAGUCAACUGUGAUUACAAGGUGUUUGGUUUGAUUUCUUUGACAUUUUCUAUGUGUAGGCUGUGUGUAGACGCGAUCUAGCUCGUAUAGUCUGCCCGGCUAUUUAUAGCCCACUUCUAGUCGAAACUGAUUAAUUGUCGUUUUAACGAAUUGUUGGGCAGGCAACGCAUGAGAUGGUUGAUAUUUGAUAUCCCAUCAUGUUCGCAUUAGUAAACAUAUCUACAAGGUGCCAGUGUCAUAUCAUUACAUGGUCGAUCUGUAUAGUCACGAUCCUCUUGGAUGGGCUAUGUACAGUCUGCUUUUAGUCCACCGGCGAAAUCGAGGCAAUCAGUGGUCUACGUUUAACGGCUCGGCUAUAGCCCUGAUUUAGACCAGCGAUUAGUAUAGCCAAAAUAAAAUCUUAAAAUUGUUUACUUGUUUUUCACCCACGCAGCAUCAUGUUUGCUGUCACAGUCACACAUUAAUAAAAAAUCUACGGUUUUAUUUGACUGUCUUUCAUUUUAAAUUAAAUAAAAAUACAAUUACAUUUCUCAACCGCUAGAUGGGAACAGCCCUACUGAGACAUGCUGACAACGCGAGACUUGAUAGCACAGAUCACCGGUCACGCGAUCGACCAUUUUUUCAAGUAUUUUAAACGAGGCAGAGCAUGCAUGCAUUUAGCUGAGGGUCGACGACAACAGGUAAAAUACAUUCCCACUUUUGUCUUGUAAGCAUCUGUGUUUUCAUUUUGACGUGUUAAUUUUUUAGAUAAAUUAUUUGUUAUCAUGUUGUUGGAAUCGUGACAUUUUAGCGGGUAACAGUGUAUCAUGGUACAUGCACGUGUAACUGCUUUAUCUGCUUAUUUGUUACUGCUGUUCAGCUGAAAUAAAUGAUCAAAUCUUAAGACUCCAACAUUUCUCUUUGUAAUAUGUUGUUCAGGUUUAAUUCUAAUCAUAAUGUAACAUUAUUGAAAAACUGUUGUUUCUUCAGUACAAAAACCAAUGCUAAACUUUGACAAAAAGUAUUUUAUUUUUGUUAUAAUUGUGAUUUUAUAAUAUUUAGAUGUGAAUCCAACUUUAGAAACUAUAUCUUUCAGUAAUUCAAAUAGUAUAUAGGCCUAGGAGCUCUAUAGCCAUCUAGUGGUUAAAGUGACUUAUUACAAAUUUUAACCUGUAUUUUCCAAAUAAUGAGCAAAAGUUUUACAUUAAACCUUGUAAAAUUAUCCAUGGUAUCCCCAGGAAUGAAAGUUAGAAAUCUGGGUCUUUUAUAAAGUUUAUUGGUAACAC